AUGACCUGCUGCAUUCACCUUUCGUUGGUUGCUAGGCACUUGGUUGGCUGGGCGACACAUGGUACAGCGUACCAAUUGCCAAUAAUAUCGUUAGUUCAGUCUGGUGUGGCAGUCUUUCUUUUGAAUCGAUCCGACCACCCGACCAUAAUGGUAGCAAAUGGUGCUGACGAGGACGCAACAACAACACAAGUUGAGGUGGAAGACAUCACAAAGCUAGAGAACGAUACAGUUGUGGGUGUAAAGCGUCACGAACGCGAGGAUGACGUUGAUUCAUUAGUGAAUGCCGUUCCACACGCAACUGUUGACGACCCAGGCGACUCGCAGGACUCGCAAGCUACUCAGGAUGACGAAAUUAGCGAGGUUGUGGCAAAGCUAAAAGAAUCCGUCGGUGUGGACGUUGCAUUUGAUGCAGCUGCAGCUGCUGCGGCUGAAGUGCCGCCCCCAGAGGCAAUGAAAACUGAUACGUCUACGCCGGUAGAAGACGCAGUUAUGGCUGCGGCUGCUGCAAGUAUUGGUGCUGACCCGAAUGCAAUCGCUAAUGUCAAAUUUGAUAGCAAACGUAUGGCACGCGUGUCGUUCAACUCGUGGUUCGACUUCGAUUCGUACUUUGAAAUGUACAUGCAGGAGACAUUCCAGCCCUUCCGCAUGCGAUCAUCUUGUAGUGUUGAAGCUUACCGUCGCAACCAACAAAAGGUCAUGCUGAAUAACAAAAGCUCACGUGGACGUCGCGCCGAGUUCCCAGAUGAAGCCAUUCAUCACCAUCGGAUAUAUAUGUGUACUCACGCCAUGAAGGCGCGUUGUCGUGGUGCAAACACCCGGCCAGGACAGAAAUAUCGUGGUAUUGGCUGCAUGGCCAAGAUCAAUGUUAAAAUAACCCCAGCUGACAAUCCUUCGAAGUACAUGGUCAUCGUCACGGAUCAGGUGGUGACGCAUAAUCAUCCAGUAAGUCGCGAAAUUUAUGAGGCGUACCCGGACGUUCUGUUAAAAAUGAUGCGGCGCAGCCAGUUGUCGCAAUCGAUUCUGGGUCAUCCUCCUCCUCCUAAAUUCGAGACACCCCAGCAGACGCAAAAGUACGAGCGUGCUAUGAAUACGUUUCAAUCAGUAGCUGAGACUAUGGCACGUUUGAGCGAUGAGGAUUACGAAGCGCAACUUGGUCAGCUGCAGCGGCUUUAUACGCCAGUCACGGAACAAGACCAAACUGUUUGA
Molecule: messenger RNA, 1206 nt
Organism: Plasmopara halstedii
Lineage: Eukaryota; Oomycota; Peronosporomycetes; Peronosporales; Peronosporaceae
Exons: 4
Coding region: 1-1206 (401 amino acids)
Source: RefSeq, a predicted model, not a curated record